Plasmodium vinckei vinckei is the source of this 1425-nucleotide messenger RNA. Its product is annotated as serine/arginine-rich splicing factor 4, putative. The record is from RefSeq and is a predicted model, not a curated record. Gene Ontology annotation, molecular function: mRNA binding. The transcript is spliced from 4 exons. Gene Ontology annotation, cellular component: ribonucleoprotein complex; cytoplasm; nucleus. Bases 1 to 1425 code for a protein of 474 amino acids. NCBI's taxonomy places the organism in Eukaryota, Apicomplexa, Aconoidasida, Haemosporida, Plasmodiidae.
AUGGGUUAUAGAUCUUCAAGGUAUAGAACAUCAUGCAUAUAUGUUGGAAACUUACCAGGAAAUGUCUUGGAAGACGAAGUCUAUGAUUUAUUUGGAAAGUAUGGGCGUAUAAAAUACAUUGAUAUAAAAUUAGCAAGAGGAUCAAGCUCUACAGCAUAUGCAUUUGUUCAUUAUUAUGACAUAAAAGAUGCAGAAUAUGCAAUAGAAAGAAAAGAUGGAUAUAAAUUUGAUGGGGAACGCUUACGUGUUGAAUUUUCUGGAGAAAAUAAAAGCUUUGGAAAAUAUCGAAGAAAAGAAGAUGGAAUUGGUCCACCUUUAAGAACAGAGCAUCGAAUUAUUGUUAGCAAUUUACCCGAUAAUUGCAAAUGGCAACAUUUAAAAGACAUAAUGAGACAAUGUGGUGAUGUUGGAUAUGCCAAUAUUGAGCAUGGUAAAGGUAUUGUGGAAUUUGUUGAUCGCGAUGGAAUGCUAUAUGCAAUUGAAAAAUUUGAUCGUGCGGAAUUUAAAGUUCAUGAUCAGGUUACAAAUAUUAAAGUUAGAAGAGAUAAAAGAAGUUUAUCUUACAUAAAAAAACAUAGAAGUGAUUAUUAUAGCCCACGACAUAAAAAAAAACGAAUAUAUAGUGACGAAUCUGAAUCAAAUAAAUCACGGCGACGCAGUAAAUAUAGUAGCUCAUCAAGCAAAGGACAUAGCAAGUCUGAGACAGAUAGUGAUAGCUCAUAUGAUAAAAAGGAGAGAAAAAAAGAUAGAAAUAAAAACAAAAGAAGCUAUUCUUCUGACGGGAAAGGAGAUGAUAAAUAUAGUAGAAGUGAAUCAAGCAAUUCAUUAAGUGAUGAUAGAACUUAUAAAAAGAAAAAAAAAAAUUAUAGUACUUCAAGCGAUAGAUCAAGCAAAGGCUCCAGAUAUAAUUCAGAAAAGAGAAGCAGACAAAGUAAGAGUCAUAGUAAAAGCGGAAGUGAAUACAAAAGUAGAAGUAUUAGUGAAGAUAUAAGUAAUAAUGAAAAACAAAGCGCAAGAAAAAACGUGAAAAGGGAAAAUAGUUUAAGCGCUGAAAAAGAAGGAAAACAAGAUCAUACUGAAUCUCCAAAAUCAGGAUAUAAUAGCACAGCUUCGGAGGUAAAGAAAGAUGAUAAUGAGGAUAAAAAUGAUGAAGUGGAUGAAUCUAAAAAAAAUAAGAAAUCUACAGCUGCUCCGAGAGGAAGGAAAACAGCUACUAAAAGGACGCCAAAAGCUGGAAAGGGAAAAAAUGAAAAUAAAAGUGAAAAUGAAGAUUUAAAAAGUGUUUCCAAUGAUGGCAAUAAAAGUGAUGCAAAUAAAUUAGUAGAUAAGGAAAAUAAUAACGAUACCUCAAUUAAUCAAACUGAAGAAACGAAACCCAAAAGAGGUAGAAGAGGUAGAAAGAAAGCAAAUCCUGAAGAAAAUUAA